AUUCCGUGCAAGGCGCGGAUCUUAACCUAGUUUACAUUAUAGCGGGAUUUGCAACUAGUCAGAUCACAGAAUAUGAGGCCUAGAAACUAGAAAAUCAGAGCGGCAGACAAAUAUAGAUAAAGCCAAUAAAAGGACGAGACGGCACAGUGUUUUGUUAAGCAAACCGGGGACGCUCUGCUGUUCUUUAUUUACUAGUGACCAGCGAAGAAAAACGUCUUGUACGUUAUAUACUAAAGUUAACCACAAACGGCACACAGUUCAAUUCUAUCGUCUUCACUCUUCAUCAUCUGGAAACUGAGAGACGAGCUUUACCGGCGUGACGUCUUAGUUUCUCAAGAUAAAAGCCUAUUUUCUCCGCCGGAGAGAUGGAGGGAAGCGAAUCUCAGAUCUAUCACGAGCGACAAAGACUUCAGUUUUGCCUCCUGCACUCCCUCAACAAUCUAUUUCAGGACAAGAACGCAUUCACACGGGAAAGCUUGAACUCAAUCGCGGAGAGCCUCGUGGCCGAUGACCCGAACAAAGAAACGUGGACGACGCCUCUCUCCUUCCUCCUCAAGCCUCACCACAACACGCUCACAGGGAACUACGACGUGAACGUGAUGAUCGCAGCUCUGGAAGGGAAAGGCAAGAGUGUUGCUUGGCAUGAUAAGCGCCAUGGAGCUUCUUCGAUCGAUCUUGGUGCAGAUAACCUAAUGGGUGUUGUGCUGAAUGUUCCUGUGAAACGGUAUGGUGGGAUUUGGAGAAGCAGGCAUUGGGUUGUGAUGAGGAAGAUCAAUGGAGUCUGGUAUAACUUGGAUAGUGAUCUCGUUGUGCCAAGGCCGUUUAAAGGGGAAGAUGAAGUUAGGGGGUUCUUGGAUCAGAAUCUGAGUUUAGGUUCCGAGGUUUUGCUAGUGAACAAUGCUAUCCCAUACUCUCAACUCUAUUCUCGUAAACUGCUCUUACUCCCUAGAAACAUGUCGGCUACAGGAACAAAACGGUGCAAUGCAAACACUAAACCAGUAACUUCUGGUAAGCAAUCCUCAGCCAAGGGACCUUAUUAUAAGAGCCCGGGACGCACAACGAGCUGUGGCUUGAGGCUGCCGAGAAAAACAGAAGUCACGGCAGCAAGGCUGAUCAAGCAUCUCAGCUGUAAAUUCGUCAAAGGGUUACGUCUAGUGGUGAUGAGGAAGAAUAAGAAGAAGAGAUCUCCACCGUUGAAGGCUUCUUCCACCGGUAGAUCUCAGCCUUCCGUCAUCUCUGUGGCUAAUGAUACCUGUAGAUCAGAGGCUAUAGAAGACUGCAUACAGUUCAUAAACUCCUCGACCUCGUUCACAAGAUCAAGUUCCGCCAGUUGCCGUACAUCUUAA
Messenger RNA from Brassica napus (rape), 1346 nucleotides. Its product is annotated as josephin-like protein. The coding region runs from base 366 to 1346 and encodes 326 amino acids. NCBI's taxonomy places the organism in Eukaryota, Viridiplantae, Streptophyta, Magnoliopsida, Brassicales, Brassicaceae. The transcript has 3 exons. The record is from RefSeq and is a predicted model, not a curated record. Gene Ontology annotation, molecular function: cysteine-type deubiquitinase activity. Gene Ontology annotation, biological process: protein deubiquitination.